Myotis myotis is the source of this 7911-nucleotide messenger RNA. It is a transcript of the gene STARD13, whose product is annotated as StAR related lipid transfer domain containing 13. NCBI's taxonomy places the organism in Eukaryota, Metazoa, Chordata, Mammalia, Chiroptera, Vespertilionidae. The transcript is spliced from 14 exons. The record is from RefSeq and is a predicted model, not a curated record. Gene Ontology annotation, molecular function: lipid binding; protein binding; GTPase activator activity. Gene Ontology annotation, biological process: actin cytoskeleton organization; signal transduction; regulation of Rho protein signal transduction. Bases 1453 to 4677 code for a protein of 1074 amino acids.
AAUCAGGAUCCUGGAGAUAAAUCAAGUAUUAAAUACUGCACAAUUCAGGUAAUUACUGUGGUGGCAAUAAUUAUCUCCCUCAAAAUCAAGAGUUGGCAGUGUUGGGAACCUCCCUUUCCAGUAUAGAUGGAGUGGAACCCCUCUCUCCCCUCUGCCUGCCUUCCAGGCAACACCCUUACUCUCAGUCUUUCUCAUCAUACCCCUCAGUUUAAGGCUGUUACAGAAGGGGCAGUUUAGCCACAAGUUUAAUGGACAGGAAAUGACUCAUGGUCCCCCUCGUGUCAGGUGAGUGGAUAGUCGGGGAAGACUAGAUCCAGAAGGGAGAGUGAUCGGGGCUAGAAUUUCUGAAAUAACAAUUACAUCAGCAUUAGUGUGAUACUUCCCCACUGUCCCAGACAAGCAUCUCAAAGCCCUCCCCUGAAUUGUUUCCCAUCAGUGUUCACAGAGUGAUUGGAAGGAAGUACCAAUAGGAUGCUGAAGGAGAAUGGUUGUAAGUCUUUGAAGAAGUUUUAUUAGAGGUUUCUGGAAGAAUUUAUUGGUAAUUUAGUGUUCUCUGGGCUUUCCUAAUAGAAACCAUUAUGCCAAAGAUAAUCUUAAAACCUAGAAUUUGGUAAACUUCGAAGAUGUAUGAAAAUUUUCAUUAUUGUUACUAUCUUGGGAUUAUUAAUUUCAGAUACUCUAAAUUAAUGCCAUUACUGUGUUAUGAAACAAAUGAGUUUAUAGAAUAUGUAGUUAAUAGUAUACUUUUUAGACUGUAAGGAGAAACCGCAUUUGACAGAGAAUUUAAAAGAGGUUGUUAACAUGGCUUCAUUAGUAACUGUGUGAUUCUGUGAGGGUACUUUUUGUACCAAAAAGGAAGUCUUUUAGAAACAUCACUUUGCUACUAGUAGUCACCUAUAGAAUGUUUUUAAACUAUAUUUAUGAAUUGAAGGGCAUGUAAGAAAAAAUUUGGAAGUUUUAAAUAAAAUAUUAAGCAUUGGAAUUAUAAGGAACUCGAGCUAUUUCUCUAUGAGUAGAGAGUUCUGUUCACUACCUAAAGGCUUUGUUGAUUAUGUGGAGACGUAGACAUACUCCACCUUACAUUUUAGUUAUACUUAGUUGGUUAAUUCAUUAGAAAAUGUGUGGUUCUUUCUGUUCCAAAAAAAUCCUUUCUCUCUGUGACUUGAUUUUAAGACUGUGAUGCAAAUCCAUGGUGUUCCUUUUAAAUGUGAAAGUAAACAAUAAGGAAAGGAAGUGUGGAGGCUUGGAUUCUUAGCUGAUGCCUCAUGGGUCACUAGGGAGCAGUGAGGUUCUUCUCCACUGUUAAUGGCCGGAAACACCAGAGAGGAAGGACUCCUUACUCUAAAUUUAUUUGAGCCUCUGUGCUGGAAGCUUCUUCAGUUUGCCAUGCAAACAUUAACCAAGCCCCCUUGAGGUACUUCGGAUUGUGCUGGUGCAGGAUAUACAAAGACAAUGCCUGAGGAAGGAACCAGAAAGCAGAGUAACCAAAAAUUCCAGUGCCAGGAAAUUGAGGCAAAGGAAGCAUGUGACUGGCUCCGUGCUGCUGGGUUCCCACAAUACGCUCAGUUAUAUGAGGAUUCACAGUUUCCCAUUGACAUUUUGGCUGUUAAGAAUGAUCAUGAGUUUCUUGAAAAGGACCUUGUAGAACCUCUUUACAGACGAUUAAAUACAUUGAACAAGUGUGCCUCAAUGAAACUUGAUGUGAACUUCCAAAGGAAAAAGGGUGAAGACUCAGAUGAAGAAGAUCUUUGUAUCAGUAACAAAUGGACUUUCCAAAGAACCAGUCGGCGGUGGUCUCGUGUGGACAACCUCCACACACUGUUUCCUGGGGGAGACAGAAAUGGGUCAUCUGGAGACAUUAGGAUGAGAAACACAACCAGCAGUGAAAGUGUCCUCACAGACCUGAGUGAGCCCGAGGUCUGCUCCAUCCACAGCGAGAGCAGUGGUGGGAGUGACGGACGCAGCCACCCCGGCAGCCAGGGCACUGGCCGGGAGGCGUUUGACUCUUCCAGCCAGUACUGCUCUGAUAGCCCAGUCAUGCUGGAUGCCACAGUAUUCAGCAGCAGCCUCCCACAGUCCUCCAAAGACGUCCUCAACUACCCUUUCCACCCAAAGAAUGAGAAACUCAGUAGACCCAGAGCUAAAUCAUUUUUGAAACGCAUGGAAACACUCCGAGCAAAAGGAACACAUGGAAGGCAUAAGGGGCAGACAGGUGGCUUGAUGAUCAGCGGGCCUGUGCUACAGCAGGAGCCAGAGUCCUUUAAGGCCAUGCAGUGCAUCCAAAUACCUAAUGGAGAUCUCCAGAACUCACUCCUGGUUGCCUACAGUAAAGGGCUUCAAUGCUCCAGCAAAUGGAGUGGUGAAAGCAGCCCAUCAGAAAACAGCAGUAGUGGGCUGAGCACACCUGGCCUGAAGGAACGGAAAUGCCAGGAGGCCAACAAGCGUGGGGGCAUGUACUUAGAAGACCUGGAUGUGCUGGCUGGGACAGCACUGUGGAAUGCAGGUGACCAAAACCACACACAUGAGUUUCAUUCCCAGGAGAACUUGGUAGUACACAUUCCCAAGGAUCACAAACCAGGAACAUUCCCAAAGGCACUGUCCAUCGAAAGCCUCUCACCAACAGACAACAGCAAUGGGGUGAACUGGAGGACCGGUAGCAUCUCCCUGGGUAGACAGCAUGGCCCUUGUGCCAGGGAGCCUGGGCUCAUUGCCUCCUGCCACAGAGCAAGUCGAGUCAGUAUCUAUGACAACGUCCCAUUGUAUGCCAGCACAGGAGACCUUUUGGACUUGGAGAAAGAUGACCUCUUACCUCACUUAGAGGACAUUCUGCACCACGUCAGUGGCCUCCAAGAGGGAGUGAAUGAACUGCAAGCACAUGAGGCCUUGGUUGGAAAACCUGGCUUAUGUCCCUUUCCAUUUCCUAAUCAGAUAACCCUAGAUUUCGAAGGCAAUUCUGUUUCUGAAGGUCAGACAACACCCAGUGAUGUGGAAAGAGAUGGAACAUCACUUAAUGAGUUGGAGGCCACCGGGAUCAAAGAAAGAAGGGAUUCUGGUGUAGGGGCCUCUCUGACUAGGCCAAACAGGCGACUCCGAUGGAACAGUUUCCAGCUCUCCCACCAGCCUCAGCCAUCCACGGCAUCACCCCACAUCAGCAACCAGACUGCUGGCCAGUUGAACCUGCUCCAGCGCUUCUCGCUGCUCCGCCUCACGGCCAUCAUGGAGAAGCACUCCAUGUCCAACAAACACGGCUGGGCAUGGUCAGUUCCAAAGUUCAUGAAGAGGAUGAAAGUUCCUGAUUACAAAGACAAGACUGUCUUUGGCGUUCCUCUUAUAGUUCACGUCCAGAGAACGGGACAGCCCCUGCCUCAGAGUAUUCAGCAAGCACUCAGAUAUCUUCGCAGCAACUGCCUUGACCAGGUGGGCCUUUUUCGAAAAUCUGGUGUGAAAUCUAGAAUCCAGGCCUUACGUCAAAUGAACGAGAAAUCCCCUGAGAACCUCAGCUAUGAGGACCAGUCCGCUUAUGAUGUGGCAGAUAUGGUGAAACAGUUCUUCCGGGACCUCCCUGAGCCUCUUUUCACCAACAAGCUCAGGGAAACCUUUCUCCACAUAUAUCAGUAUGUCCCCGAAGAGCAGCGGCUGCAGGCAGUGCAGGCUGCCAUCCUGCUGCUGGCUGAUGAGAGCAGGGACGUCCUGCAGACGCUUCUGUGCUUCCUCAAGGACGUUGCCAACUUGGUGGAAGAGAAUCAGAUGACACCCAAGAACCUGGCUGUGUGUCUGGCCCCCUCUCUCUUUCAUCUCAAUUUAUUGAAGAAAGAAAGCUCCCCCAGGGUCAUACAGAAGAAAUACGCCACUGGGAAGCCAGAUCAAAAGGACCUCAGUGAGAAUCUGGCCGCCUCUCAGGGCCUUGCCCACAUGAUCAUGGAAUGUGACAGACUUUUUGAGGUCCCGCAUGAGAUGGUAGCCCAGUUUCAUAAUUCUUACGUGGAGGCUGAGAUCCAUACUCCAACUCUGGAAGACCUGGGGACCCAGGUGGAGGAAAGUGGGGCCACAUUCCACACUUACCUGGACCAGCUCAUCCAGGGCCUCCAGAAGGAAGCCAAAGAGAAGUUUAAAGGAUGGGUUAUGUGUUCCAGCACAGACAAUACAGACCUUGCUUUCAAAAAGGUGGGAGACGGGAAUCCACUGAAGUUAUGGAAGGCUUCCGUGGAGGUGGAAGCACCCCCGUCAGUGGUUUUGAAUCGUGUGCUAAGAGAGCGCCACCUAUGGGAUGAGGAUUUUGUGCAGUGGAAGGUUGUGGAAACUCUGGACAAGCAAACAGAAAUCUAUCAGUACGUGUUGAACAGCAUGGCCCCCCAUCCUUCCAGAGACUUUGUGGUUCUCAGGACCUGGAAGACUGAUUUGCCCAAAGGAAUGUGUACCCUGGUCUCCCUCUCUGUGGAGCACGAGGAAGCUCAGCUCAUGGGCGGUGUGCGAGCCAUAGUGAUGGAUUCUCAGUACUUAAUAGAACCAUGUGGUUCCGGCAAGUCAAGACUGACCCACAUCUGCAGGAUAGACCUGAAAGGUCACUCCCCAGAAUGGUACAAUAAAGGCUUUGGACAUCUGUGUGCAGUGGAAGUUGCCAGGAUUAGAAACUCUUUCCAGCCCCUCAUUGCUGAGGGUCCAGAAACUAAAAUCUGAGUUUUCCCCAGUGUGACAUUAAGCUCAGGGAAGGGGAAGUGAAAGGAAACACCUGUGGGAGAGAGUGCACUCAGGAGAAAGUGAGAGAGGACAGCUGAUUGACAUGGUUCCUGCUCAAAAUGGAAACACUGAGAAGUCAGAAUGUUGAAGAUGCAAGAGUUUCUGCGAACUUUCCUAGCCUUCCUGGAGAUGGCUAUAGUCCUACUAAUAUAAUAUUUUUAAAAAUGAAAACAUUUAUGUUACUUAAAAUUAAAUGGGUUUUCUUUGUGCAUUGCCUAAUUUGCUAUUUAAAAGCUUCUAAGAAGCAUAUUCUUAACUGUAACUAAAUGUAUGUAUAGCAUAUGUAAAGUGUAUAUAUCUUUCCCUUUACUAUAUAUAUGUAAAAUAUCAAUUUUAUAUAUAAUUGCAUAUUUUGAAACACCUGCCUUGCUGAGUCCCUUCCUUACAUGGUUCUUUCCAAGUUGCUCUGGGCCCCACCAUCCUGUAAACUGAGCAGAGCUGCUGCUGACAGGAAGGUGUGAAAAUGUGUAGCCUGUCAGUCUGCCCUGAUGUUCAACCAAAGAUGUACUAACCAAAAGCAAACAACAUUAAAAGGUUCUUAUGUGUUGUCAGGUCGCUUUUGUUAUUCAAAAACUGAGAGUGGAGUGCUGGAUAAAGCAAGGAAAACAAUGUGUUCUCCUUUUUAAAGCAAAGAAGUGGUGAGAAGUCACUAUCAAAUUUACAGCUAGAUUCCCAGUUGCUCCUUGGCCCCACCGGUGCAGAUUCGGUGAAAUAUCAGACCCCUAGAACCUUUGGAGUCAGUGAGAGACUGAACAGAACCCCUAUUUUCCUGCUAACUAGAGCUGACUAGAACAGCCUUUGCAUAUACAUAGCCAAAGGGAGCCCCUUUGUUCUAUGAUGUUUUCAUAGAUACAUUUCAUAAUGUUCUUAAAUGUCAUUCUAUUUGACCAGUGGCCUAUUUGGUCACAGGUAAUUGGCAUUUUCUUACCAAUGUAUUGCACUGAAUUUAACUCUGGACACUAGACAAAGGAAGAUGAUGGUCAUCUAAGAGUCCUGGACCAUUAAUUAUAGCUUCAGGGAAUUCUUAUUUUGUUAUGUAUGAUGCUCUUAAGACAUAAUUCAUUUAAGUUUUCCAAUGUGAAAGACAGGGUUUUAAACUAACAUAAGACCAAAACUAGGUUCUUCAAUUAAUUUUAGAAAAUAUAAACAGGUUUGUUAAACCCAUGUUUCUUCAUUAGCCAGUCAAGCUACCUGUGCAUUUGACCCUAUUUAUUAUUAUAUAGACUAAGCAAGUUGACUCUCCUAAAAUCAAUUGUUAAUGGGUUUAAUUUUUCUUAAUUAUAACUCAACAACUGUAGAGAGAAAGAUAAUUUAUUGUGUUUGGUUUGAGAUAGACAGAUCUCUAAAUAGAGAUUGGUAUCAUCAUUUAGCAACUGGUGUUAGAGGAAAAAAAAGAAGAAAAAUGUUUUCCCCUUUUUGUAUUGUAUGCAUUUAUGUAAUGUUUUCUUUUAUCAGUAUUGUGCAAUUAUUUUAUUGAGAGGAAUUAAAAUGUUAUAUAUGAGUUCUGUGUGGAGCAAGAAAAAUCAUACUGUUUGAAUUAUGAUUUAGGAGUUUUUUGUUUCUUUGACUACCUAGAAGGUGGCAGCAAAGCCAUAAUUUUCCAUUGGGCAAUGCCCUGUGAGCAAAACAAAAUCACUUCUGCCAUACAUCUUAAAUUUAACCAUAUGUGCUGGAUGACUUUAAUGGGCAUGUACAAGAUCAUUAGAGAAGUUUAACCUAGUUUAACAUGGGUCCUAUUCCAGAAAUGGGACCCUACAUGUUUGGAAACUGUGCUAGGCACACAAGGAUAAAUGGUAUUCUAUCACUAACUGUAGCAUGCACACAGAUCAUCUGGGGAUCCUGUUCAAAUGAAAAUUCUGAUCCAGGCGGUCUGGGUGGGCCUGUGAUUCUGCAUUUCUAAUAGGCCCAGGCUGCUGGCCCAAAGACCACACUCUGAGAAGCAAGGACCUAGAAGAUACUUAAAAUAGAAUAAAAACAAAAAUUAUUGUAUUUCUGGCUCCCCUUCUCUUCAAAUUUCCUGGCUUUUUAAAAAUUUUUACUUACACACUAAUUACAUCACUGCUGCAUAACAGCACAGUGCAUCUAAGAAAAAGAAAAAGGAGGGGAAAGAUGCAUCAAACUUGCUGGUCAAAUACCACAAUAUUUUACUCAUAGUUAUUUUGCUAAUGGAAAUAAAAUACAAUAUUGCAUUUUAAUAUUAUAUUUAUACCUCAUGUAUUUGCACCUCAAUUGUUGGUAUUCAUCAUCAAUUAUAAAUAAAUUGCCAAAGCAAAUAAAUUUAUAUACAUUAAGUAUUUUCUAUAAAAUAUACAUUGAUUUUCAUAUUGAUCCUAUAAGUAGACAACCUGCUUCAUGAGGAAGAUUUAUCUCUAAGAUAGCUGUCUUGAUAUCUCUCCCAACUGUAAGGAUGUGGUUAGCAACAGAGGUUCACUGGGUGCCUUAACCUGUAUGUAAGGCAUUAAAGAAGUGAUGGGUAAGGAUUUGUUUUAUAUUUUAUUGUUCUUAAAUCUGGAAAUUAUACAAAUACAUUUAUAGUGUUUUUAUGAAAGAGUCAGUGAACUCUAACUAUAUCUCACUUUCACUGAGUGGACCAGAAAUUGAGACUUGAUGAAGUGACUGAUGGCUGCACCACUAGACCAUAAAGAAUAACCACAUUGGACUCUGCACCUUUUUCCUUCCCUUGCACUUGUUCUGAGCCUCACUGCUAAAAGAUAACAAAGGUAUCCCCUUGUUAAGCAAGUAGGAGCUCAUGCAUCUCAGCUACAGGCUGCAAAAGGGACAUCAGGCACAAAGAUCAUCUGUCCCCAUAGAAAUUAUCCAAACUCUGCUUUCUGCUCACCUUCCACACUCCCAUUACUUGAAAGUUUUGCUUUCAUAGGCAAAGGAGGAAUUUCAAUUGCCACUUUUCUUCUUCUAUGUGAGAGAAGAGAACAUUCUAUUGGCCACAUGCUAUAAAUGUUGUCCUAGGACCCUGGAUCAUAUGAAUUCAAACUUGAUUAUGAACAUACUUCAUGAAAUUCUUAGUAUGAAACUGUUCUACUUUCGAUAUUUGGCCAUAGAAAAACUGAUCUUAUGACUUUUUCUCAGGGAUACAAUGUAAAGGGAUAAAUUAGACCACAACCAGGAGGGCAACUUGCUGACACAAAAACAAAACCAAUGUGUUUUGCUGCAUAA